CCGGAGCAUAGGGAUGGAGAAAGUUCACUCGAAAGUUACCCUACACAGCUUGAAAAGCAUUUCUAAUGCGCGUUAAAUUCGUAAAAUAAAAUUUGAUCAAUGGUAACACUGGUGCAUUUUGGGUGAAAAUUUUGCGUAACGGUUUUCAAAAGCGAAUCCGGUGCGGCAGUAUCAAGAUGAACAUUGGUAGCGUUGGAACUCCAGCGUCAGGCGCAGUAUCUGGUCGAUUUUCGCAUGCAGCCUCCUCUCACGUCGCUGCCAGUCAACGUUUGCUUCAACUUAACCAUGGUUACGAUGUCUCAGCGUCGCCGGGGACGCCGUUAGGAAUCAGAGAUAAGAAUCGUCUAAUUCCGAGUAGGAAAAGAGAGGAAAAGGCUGCCGUACAGAAUCUCCAGAGACGUAUAGAGUUGGGUAAAAUUUUACAUUCCAGCGUCAACGAAGAUUUCAUGCGCGUAGUAUACGGCCGGAAAAUGACGCUGGAAAACGUGCCACCGUUUUUGAAGAAAAUUACCAGCAAUCGAUCAAUCAAUUACGUACACGAUGAGGAUUGUCAAGAGGAUAUUCACGACAAUGAAUUCAUUCAAGAAGCGUUACUUUGGCAUAAUAUUUAUAGACGACAUCAUAACUCACCACCUUUGAAAAUCAGUGCUCAGUUAUGUGGAAAAGCUCAGGCGUGGGCUAAUCAUCUGGCUCAUACAAAUACUUUUUUAUAUGAAAAUGAUAAAUCAGUUGGACAAAAUAUCUAUUGUAGAUUAACUUCUGAUGCUCAAAUUGAAGUUCCAGCUCAAGAAAUUGUGUCAUUUUGGUACAGUUGUUACAAAAACUACACAUACAACAAAGAACCCGAUACGUUGCAUAUCAAUAUAAACGCAGGUAAUUUCACUCAAUUGGUAUGGAGAAGCACUCGGUACUUUGGUAUAGGAAGAGCUCGUAGCAGGGCGGGAAAAUUUCUAGUGGUAGCCAAUUAUCAACCAGUCGGCAAUAUUGGUGGAUUAUUCAAAGAAAACGUAUUACCGCCAACGUUGAAUAAAGAAUUUAUGUAGUAUACGAUACGCUUUUAUGUGCCUGCCAUUCUAGUGUAACUCUCGGUGAUCAAAUUACCGUCAUUAAUUUUGUAAAUGUUAUUUAUGUGUUCAUUUAUGAAAAUCUUGUUCUUGAUAAGCUUCUAAGGUGUUGUUUGUAUAUAGCUGUCAAAUUUUUGUCUUUCAAUGUUUUAGCUCAUUAAUGCCUUCCAUUUUUCAAUCAGAUAAAGGUGCUAUGUAUGUACUUCCUUCCUUUAUUGUACUUCUUUUUUCGUUUUUAUGUAAUAUUUUUUGGGUAUCUUCACUCAUUUUUUUUUUUAAAUUUAGCGUAUACCUAUUUCGUGACAUGCUGACUUAAUGCUCAAUUUGCCUACUUAACAGUGUGCUUUUCUUGUCUUUAUUUUUUGUGAUUAAAUUUUUUAUUAUUUACCUA
Messenger RNA from Planococcus citri (citrus mealybug), 1455 nucleotides. RefSeq lists its product as uncharacterized. The record is from RefSeq and is a predicted model, not a curated record. The transcript is spliced from 5 exons. Bases 177 to 1043 code for a protein of 288 amino acids. Lineage: Eukaryota; Metazoa; Arthropoda; Insecta; Hemiptera; Pseudococcidae.